Callorhinus ursinus (northern fur seal) is the source of this 3300-nucleotide messenger RNA. Lineage: Eukaryota; Metazoa; Chordata; Mammalia; Carnivora; Otariidae. The record is from RefSeq and is a predicted model, not a curated record.
GAGCUGCAGGACAGGCUGGGAAAUGCAGUCUUUAUUCUGGCAUGCACUUAGCUGUUACUGGGAAGAAGGGGAAAGUGGAUAUUGGAUCACAACCUCCAGUACCUGCCAUAAUCAUCCAGGUUGCCAUCACGAAAGCCAAAGUGGAUUUCUCCAGUGUAGUGUGCCUGCCCCCUUCCGUCAUUGCUGUGAAUGGGCUGGACGGAGGAGGGGCUGGCGAAAAUGAUGAUGAACCAGUGCUGGUGUCCCUGUCUGCGGCCCCCAGCCCCCAGAGCGAAGCUGUUGCCAAUGAACUGCAGGAGCUCUCCUUGCAGCCCGAGCUGACCCUAGGCCUCCACCCUGGCAGGAAUCCCAAUUUGCCUCCACUUAGUGAGCGGAAGAAUGUGCUGCAGUUGAAGCUCCAGCAGCGCCGGACGCGAGAAGAGCUGGUGAGCCAAGGGAUCAUGCCGCCUUUGAAAAGUCCAGCUGCGUUUCAUGAACAGAGAAGGAGCUUGGAGCGGGCCAGGACAGAGGACUAUCUGAAACGGAAGAUUCGUUCCCGGCCGGAGAGAUCGGAGCUGGUCAGGAUGCAUAUUUUGGAAGAGACCUCGGCCGAGCCUUCCCUCCAGGCCAAGCAGCUGAAGCUGAAGAGAGCCAGACUGGCCGAUGACCUCAACGAGAAGAUUGCACAGAGGCCGGGCCCCAUGGAGCUGGUUGAGAAGAACAUUCUGCCUGUUGAGUCCAGCUUGAAAGAAGCCAUCAUUGUGGGCCAGGUGAAUUACCCAAAAGUAGCUGACAGCUCUUCCUUCGAUGAGGACAGCAGUGACGCCUUAUCCCCUGAGCAGCCUGCCAGCCAUGAAUCCCAGGGCUCGGUGCCGUCACCCUUGGAAGCCCGAGUCAGUGAGCCACUGCCUAGUGCCACCUCUGUAUCCCCCACUCAGGUUGUGUCUCAACUCCCAUUGGGCCCGGAUUCCGGAGAAACACUUUUCCUGGCCGAGCAGCCUCCUCUGCCUCCCAGCCUCACCAACGGAACCACAGCUCCAGUGGCCAAGCCCACCCCGACGCUCAUUAAGCAAAGCCAACCCAAGUCUGCCAGUGAGAAGUCACAGCGCAGUAAGAAAGCCAAGGAGCUGAAGCCAAAGGUGAAGAAGCUCAAGUAUCACCAGUACAUCCCCCCGGACCAGAAGCAGGACAAGGGGGCACCUCCCAUGGACUCCUCCUAUGCCAAGAUCCUGCAGCAGCAGCAGCUCUUCCUCCAGCUCCAGAUCCUCAACCAGCAGCAGCAGCAGCACUAUAACUACCAGACCAUCCUGCCUGCCCCGCCGAAGCCCGCAGGUGAGGCCCCGGGAAGUGGUGGGGCCCCCCCGACACGCAGCCUCUCCACUACCAGUAGUGGCUCCAGCUCCGGUGCUCCUGGGCCCAGUGGGCUGGUGCGUCAGAACAGCACCCCUCUGACUGGCAAGCCAGGAGCCCUGCCUGCCAACCUGGAUGACAUGAAGGUGGCAGAGCUGAAGCAGGAGCUAAAGCUGCGGUCACUGCCCGUCUCAGGCACCAAGACAGACCUGAUCGAGCGUCUGCGUGCAUACCAAGAACAAGUCAGCCCUGCCCCAGGAGCCCCCAAGGGCCCUGCUGCCCCUUCCAUCCUGCCCAAGGCUGGGGAGGUGGUGGUCGCCUUCCCAGCUGCCCGGCUGAGCACAGGGCCUGCCCUGGUGGCAGCAGGCCUGGCCCCAGCUGAGGUGGUGGUGGCCACGGUGACCAGUAACGGAGUGGUGAAAUUUGGCAGCACGGGCUCUACACCCCCCGUGUCUCCCACCCCCUCAGAGCGUUCACUGCUCAGCACGGGCGAUGAGAAUUCCACACCUGGGGACACCUUUGGCGAGAUGGUGACAUCGCCACUGACCCAGCUCACCCUGCAGGCCUCGCCAUUACAGAUCCUUGUGAAGGAGGAGGGCCCCCGGGCCGGAUCCUGCUGCCUGAGCCCUGGGGUACGGGCCGAGCUCGAGGGGCGUGACAAGGACCAGAUGCUGCAGGAAAAGGACAAGCAAAUCGAAGAGCUGACCCGCAUGCUGCGCCAGAAACAGCAGCUCGUGGAGUGGCUGAGGUUGCAGCUGGAGCAAGAGAAGCGGGCCCAGCAGCCGGCCCCGGCCCCGGCCCCCCUCGGCACCCCAGUCAAGCAGGAAAACAGCUUCUCCAGCUGCCAGCUGAGCCGGCAGCCCCCGGAUCCUGCUCACCCCUUCAGCCCCAGCCUGGCGGCCCCCACUGCCCACCACGCAGACACUCGUCCCCUGGUGCCCCCAGCCGUGGUAGUGAAGCAGGAAGCCACGCUGCCGGAGCCUGAGCCAGUCCCUGCUCCCCAGCUGCUUCUGGGCCCUCAGGGCCCCAGCCUCAUCAAAGGGGUCACGCCUCCCACCCUCAUCACUGACUCCACAGGGACCCACCUUGUCCUCACCGUGACCAAUAAGAAUGCAGACGGCUCCAGCCUGGCCAGCGGGAGCCCCGAGCAGCCCUUGUCCCAGCCUGGUUCUCCAGCCCCUGGCCCACCAGCCCAGAUGGACCUAGAGCACCCAUCACAGCCCCUCUUUGGGACCCCUACUUCUAUGCUGAAGAAGGAGCCGCCUGGCUAUGAGGAAGCCGUGAGCCAGCAGCCCAGACAGCAGGAGAAUGGUUCCUCCAGCCAGCAGAUGGAUGACCUGUUUGACAUUCUUAUUCAGAGUGGAGAAAUCUCAGCAGAUUUCAAGGAGCCACCACCUUCCCUGCCAGAGAAAGAGAAGCCCCCCUCGAUGGCAACUUGUGGGUCACCCCUGGCCAUGCCAUCCCCGCCCUCUGCUGAGCUCCCCCAGGCGCCGCCGCCUCCCUCGGGCUCUCCCGUCCUCCCUGGGCGCCUAGAGGACUUCCUGGAGAGCAGCACAGGACUGCCCCUGCUGACAGGCGGGCACGAGGGGCCAGAACCCCUGUCUCUCAUCGAUGACCUCCACAGCCAGAUGCUGAGCAGCUCUGCCAUCCUGGACCACCCCCCCUCACCCAUGGACACCUCGGAAUUGCACUUUGCCCCUGAGCCCAGCGGUGUGGGCCUGGACCUGGCUGAUGGCCACCUGGACAGCAUGGACUGGCUGGAGCUGUCAUCGGGCGGCCCCGUGCUCAGCCUGGCCCCGCUCGGCACCACCGCGCCCAGCCUCUUCUCCACAGACUUCCUCGACGGUCAUGACUUGCAACUCCACUGGGAUUCCUGCUUGUAGCUCUCGGGCUGCAGGGAUGGGACGGGAGGGGCUGGAAGCUGGGGAGCCUCGGGAACUCCUGGGCGCUCCGCGCGCUCGGCCUGAUCCC